AUGCCUGUAGACUACAGCAAGUGGGACAACCUCGAGCUGAGUGACGACUCAGAUAUAGAGGUGCACCCCAACGUGGACAAGCGAUCCUUCAUCCGCGCCAAGCAGAACCAGAUCCAUCAGGAGAGGCAGCAGCGAAAACACCAGAUCGAGACGCUCAAGUACGAACGGAUCAUCAACGAUGGACUCUUGAAGAGGAUAUCAUCGCUGCUGGCGGCGCUGCGGGCGCGGGCGUCGGAGACGACGACGGGCGGGCGCAACGCGGGCGAGGUGGCGUUCCAGGCCGUGAUGGAGUCGGCCGGAAAGCCGGAGGACGACAAGCCGCCGCCGCGACCGGAGGGGGUGCACAGCGCGGACGGGUCGGAGCUCCCGUCGUUCUCGCAGAUGAUGAUCACGCUGCUCGACCAGGUGAACAAGGCGCUGGACGAGAAGAAGCCCGAGGACCGGUACGCGGCGACGAUCGACGAGGUGCAGGGCCACGAGGACAAGGUGGUGGCGCUGCAGAGGCAGCUGGAGGAGAAGCUUGCGGAGCUCGAGAAGGUAGACAGGCGCAAGAUCACGAGCGAGGCGUACCACACCGGAUUCGACAGCUCGCACGUGUCCAAGGCCACGGCGGCCGACAGGCAGAAGCAGCAAGCGUCGGGAGCACCGGCGGCGUCGGCGCAGCCGCAGCUGCUCAACCCAAACUUCCAGUCGGCGCCCGGCCCCGCAGCUUCUACGACGACGGGCGGUGGCGGAGGCGACGACGGCGAGGAGAUUGAGGCGUCCGAAGCGGGCAAGAAGUUCGCCCGGAUCAAGCCGCAGGACUACGCGGCCAGCGCGCGGUUCAUAUCGCAGAACCCGCAGAUCCUCACCGAGCGGGAGACGGACGGGCUGCUCGUCAUGGCAUUCGACGCGGCGCUCGAGGGCAAGGACGAGUUCGCCAGGCAGUGCGUGCACCAGGGCUUGCUCCUGCAGUACUGCCGGUCGCUGGGCCCCGACGGCGUCGGCCUCUUCUUCAGGCGCAUCACGACCCGGGGCCACCAGGCGCAGGAGGUCUUCGCCAAGGAUGUGCAGGACACGUACAUGCGCAUCCGGAACCGGUCGAGGGAGAUUGUGCGCGAGAGGGCGCUGGAGAAGGAGAGGGGCGCGGACGCCGGCGUAGAGCAGAUCCAGCUGCACGCCAUGGAGCCCGGGACGGUCAUCAACAUCCGCAUCCCGCCGGCCGUGCCCGACGACCAGCCCGACGGCGAGGGCGUGGAGGAGGCCAGGAGGGCCAGGGCCAUCUUCGAGAGUUUCAAGCCCGACAUGAGGAAGGCGCUCGAGUCGGAGAGCCUCGACGAGGUCAACAAGGUUCUCGGGGAGAUGAGUGUCGAAGAGGCCGAGGAGAUUGUCAACCUAUUCGGAGAGGCCAACAUUCUCAGUCUGGAAGAACAGAUCAUCGAUGCGACGACCGAGGAAGGUCAGAAGCAGCUCAAGGAGUUGGAGAAGGAGGCUGCAAGGGACAAGGCUGGCGAGGCACCGAAGGGUGAUGAGGAGCAGGAGAAGAAGGAGGAAUAUCCUGAUCCGGAGUAG
Molecule: messenger RNA, 1551 nt
Organism: Geosmithia morbida
Lineage: Eukaryota; Fungi; Ascomycota; Sordariomycetes; Hypocreales; Bionectriaceae
Product: cell division cycle protein 37
Exons: 3
Coding region: 1-1551 (516 amino acids)
Biological process (GO): protein stabilization; protein folding
Cellular component (GO): cytoplasm
Molecular function (GO): protein-folding chaperone binding; heat shock protein binding; protein kinase binding
Source: RefSeq, a predicted model, not a curated record